AUGAUUAUCGUUUCUUCCUAUACUGCUAAUCUCGCUGCCUUUCUGACACUAGAAAAGAUGCAAGCACCAAUUGAGUCGGUGGAAGAUCUCGCAAAACAGACCAAAAUCAAAUAUGGAAUUCAACAGGGCGGCUCAACAGCACAGUUUUUCAAAAUCUAUCAACGGAUGUGGCGUUACAUGGAAUCUCAGGUAUGCAUAAUCUCUGAUUGCUGGAAGCAUUGCUAA
Gongylonema pulchrum is the source of this 225-nucleotide messenger RNA. Lineage: Eukaryota; Metazoa; Nematoda; Chromadorea; Rhabditida; Gongylonematidae. The record is from the annotation of a GenBank genome assembly.